UCUGUCAAAACACGCAUCGAUUUACAAAACAUAAAUAUUCUGCAGGAUUCAAUCAGACUGAUGUCGGAGCGUCUUUGCAUCCAAGGUUUAUUCUGUAAUUAACCGACUUGUAAUGGCGAUGGCGAACAACCACUUCUUCACGUUGCAACAGCAAAAUCUCAAAUACAAAAAGAAAUAUUUGCGACUGAAGAAAACCAUCAAGGGGCUGGUGUUUACAAAUGCAGCACUGUGUGACCAAGUUGUUCAGAUCCAGGAAAGCAUUCUCUGCGUCAAGGAAGAACGGCGCUUUUUAUUCAAACGAUUAAUGGAACACGACAGUGAUCUGUUGAACGAACUGAAACCAAUCAAAACUGAAGAAACUGGCAAUGUGACCAAAAAGAUUAAGAAACGUUCCAAUUCGGAAGCCAGUUCAAAGAGUCGUGUCAGUUCUACAGCAAAAGCGGCGAAGAAAAUGGAAUCGACUCAACAGCAAUUCGUUCAGACGAUUUCCAUUAAUCAAAAUGGUCGUCCCAUCUAUCCAAUAACAAUCGGAAACUUGUCCAUUCAUGACUUGGGCGCAAUAAUUGUUGAUCGUCCCGGAUAUCAUACGGAAAAUUGGAUUUAUCCCAUUGGAUUUGUGUCGACAAGAAUCUACGGUCACAUCAAGGAGCCACACAGGAAGUGUCUGUACACAUGCAAAAUUAUCGACUGCGGUGACUAUCCACGAUUCGAAAUAAUUCCCGAAAUGAUGCCAGAAUAUGCCAUUGCAGGGCCUUCGGCCGAUCUGUGCCAUGCGGCCCUGUUACAAACAAUGAACCACAAUUCGGACGGCCGUGAAUUGGCUGUUAUUCCGCAAGGCGAAUACUUCUUUGGACUGGCUCAUCCGGCCAUUGCAACGUUGUUGCAAUCAUCGACAGUCAUCAAGGAAUUGGUGAAUUUCAAAGAAUUUCCGCAGGACAUUUUCACCAUCGAACGGGAAAACGAUCCAACAAUCAGUUACGAUGCGCUGCAGAAAUAUUCAUUGCCGGUUUCGACCUACCAUACAGUUCCGAUGGUUCCGAAGGAGGAACUACCGCCCGAGGAGUUAUUAGAACAAUCGGACGGAACUUCAUGUUCUUUUACUUUACCAUAAGUCGACAAUGUGUGAUGAUUUGAUGAGGGAUUUGAUGUGUCGAAAAAUAAAACGUACAACGAGACCAUCC
Molecule: messenger RNA, 1181 nt
Organism: Bradysia coprophila
Lineage: Eukaryota; Metazoa; Arthropoda; Insecta; Diptera; Sciaridae
Product: transforming growth factor beta regulator 1
Biological process (GO): regulation of cell cycle
Cellular component (GO): nucleus
Source: RefSeq, a predicted model, not a curated record